GAGCGCCCCUUUUCUUCGUUUCUUCUUCGAUUUUUGAUGUUCUUCCGCAUCUUUGUUCUCUGUUUUCUUCCCUGCGAAGAAUUUCCCGCUCUUCGCGGUCCUGGGUGCUUCCCUCCAGCUCUCCCGUUCCCUCUCGACAGAGCUCGCGCUACCUUCCUCAGAGCCAGCGCAUGCCUACAAAGGACGUCUUUUUUGUUCUCGGCGUGAAGUCUCCUUCUUUGUCGCUUCGUCUUCCCCAGAAGCAGGCUCUAGGUUCCUUGUCUCUCUUCGCUGUCGCUGCCUGUCCUUUUCUCGCGGGUCCUGCUUUCUCCACGGUGCCUCGCACACUCCUCCCUUCCGCCUCAUGGAACGAGACGAGAAGUGAGUCGCCCGUGAGCUGGGCUAAGAACAUCUCUCGGCAGUUUGCUGGCCACCUUCCAUUUGAAAUUGGAGGCCUGACCACUGCUUGCCAAGGACUUUCCUGCCUCUGGGGCGCCGCAAUGCAGCUGCUGUUUACGUGCUCCUGCACUGGACACGGAUUAUACACUGCAAGACUUCCUCAUGCGUCUUAGCAGUUAACAGAGGCCGAUGUGCAUCAGACGCGUCUCCCGUUAGAGACUUUGCAACCCUCACGUCUUGUACGGCUUCUGUUUUGCGAGAAGCAACUGACGCUCUCUCUCCCUUCUCUAGUUCCUAGGUUGCUUGUCGCCGUGCUUUACUCCCGAAUUCGAAUUCCGCGUUGCUUUUCUCGUGUCUCCGCUGCCAGCUCCGACAAAGUAUUUCUCCUCUUCCCUUCUCAGUUCGCAUUCCAUCCGCCAUCUCUCUGUCUUGCUUUCUCUGCACCAGCUGUCUCAUUUUUCCGUCUCUCCAAGAUGGCUAACCUCCCCCAUUUGGACGGGUCCGUAGCGGGGCUGUCGGCCCCUGCGGGUCGAAGUGUCUCUGGACAGGUGUCUCCUGCGGACGAGGGAGGUUUUAGCGCUGAUCGCGAAAAGGGCACGAGCCUGCAUGCUCACACAGCGGUCCGGUAUGCUGCGCCCAGCAACACCUCGCGAGGGAAGUUCUUGCGGACGCUGCCAGUGCUGUUCGUCCUCUCUCUGGUGAGCUGCAUUGUCCUGAUCUACGUCACGCUCCACAUUCUGCCUCUGCUUGGACUCGUCCCCUGCCCACAAGGGGAUCCUGAAUGCGGCGGAGACAGCGAGGCGUUUGCUCGCGGCAUCGGGGAACUCUCAGCGCUCCUCGUUCUCCUCACUCUCCAACUUUCUUCCUUCUGCCUGGCUGUCUUCGUCUCGCCUGGAGGCGUCCCUGACCUCUCUGCAGAGGAAGAAGAACGCGUGCUCCUGCAUCAACCUGCGGAGGUGAAGCGCACCGGCGAGCGCCGCGAAUGCAAAUGGUGUCUGCACUACAAACCAGAUCGGACGCACCACUGCCGAGUGUGCAGAACGUGCGUCUUGAAGAUGGAUCACCAUUGUCCGUGGAUUGACAAUUGCGUCGGAUGGGGAAACCACAAGUAUUUCAUGCUCUCCAUCAUCUACUCGUCUGUUCUCUCCAUUUACGUCGCCGCCACCAUGUUCGAAUCUGUGGCGCGAGCUGUCAACUCUCCCUCUGAAACCUUUGGCGUCUUGUUCUGCCUCCUGUUCGGAGAGACUCUGGACAUCUUCCUCGGCAUCGUCGUCACGGGUUUCCUCGGUUUCCACUUGUACCUCAUGGUGAAGGGAAUGACGACAAUUGAGUUCUGCGAGAAGCAGUUCCGACACCCGUAUGCGGCGGAGCAGCAGUCGAUGUGGAACCGCGGGGCGUGGAUCAACUUCAAUGACGCCUUCGGAUAUAAUCCGCUUCUCUGGUUUCUGCCUGUUGACAAUCGCCGUGGGAACGGGAUGCACUUCAUCCCUCAGCGCCGCUUCGGAUCCGCCAUAUCACAGGACAGGGCGAUCGGCGCCGACGUAGGCAAAGAGUUGUGAAAAAAUCAAAUGCGAAACGAGAAGCUUAGGCGGAGCAAACAGAUCCUUUCUGAUUCCUAAAUAGACGUGUUUUCCUCAAGACCUUCCAGCUGAAGGAACAAGAGUAAAAUUCCUCAAGUCUCCUGGAUCCCAGUUCUUUGGUUGAGCCGCAACACUGCGGGUGAACGAAUCCGAAUCAACACGCAGAGAUCACAUAGAAACUCGAAUGUUUACAGAUGUCUCGAACUUCUCCUGCCUCUGCGUAAGCAUCGAUGCCGGCGAGAGAACGUUGAGUUAUUUGUGAGAUUGUUCACUGCGCAGAGCGCCACAUCGGGUGGGUGGAGAGAGGGGGUUUACAUGAGGAAGGAAAUAUCUGUUUCUGUGGGAUCGUUCAUCACUGCGUGCUGAUGCAGUCGUGCAGACUACACUUUUUAGGACAGCGUAUGAAAAGAAAACACUUGGAGGGAACGUGAGACAAGGGCGAGUGCGUCGGGUAGUGGAAGAGAGUUCACUUGCGCAGAUUCCUGAGCAAAAAGAGGAAGCAGGUGAAGAGAAAAACAUCGAUAUUUUCACAGUCUCUGUACCAUCAUUCUAGGUGGCUUGCAAAAACUGCACGUGCGGGGGGUAACGCGGUGACGUAAAUUUUCACCACAUGUAUUUCUCAUGCCGUCGACCCUAAAAGUUCAACGGAACAAAAUGGUCGGGUGUGCAACUUGAAAGAGAGACCAGAAGAUCAUUGGUGUCUCACAUCUCCUCCUUUUUGAUGUGGAAAAUCUGUGGAUGGCUUUAUGGUUGUGAAUAGAAGCGGCGGAUGCAAGUGAUUUUCUGGGGGUGCUCGCGAGCCAACGUAGUGCCUCAGAAUUAGUCUUGAGCGCUUGGGAGUUCCCGUUCGGCGAGGCGUGACUGCGUGGCUUCUUUCGAUUCUUUUGAAAAUCUGAAAUGCUCAUUUGGCACGAGGUACCUGCGCUCCCAACGGUUCGGCGCAGGUUGUCGCCCAUUCCCCACCUUGCGGAGUCAUAAUGAAGUUCUUCAGAAAAUAAAGGAUGCAUAUCAUGUGUUGUUGUGCUAUCAUUUUUAAAGAAACAGCACUGUAGAUAUACUAACGCUUGCGGCCAAGAGAACGUAUGACUCUCGCAAAAGGUUUUCUUUUUUAAAGAAAGCAGACCGACGUUGGAAGAGGUUCGGAUCCGGCAAUGUCUUGCAAACCUGCCGGAUUUCAACGAUUUCUUUGGAAAAGAGAAGUGAAACAAGAACAGAAAGCGGAUUGCCGACUAGGAUUCCGAUCUUGACGCUGCUGAUUCCAAACACAGCCGGGUACCGAACCAACUCACGCUGAGGAACCACAUUCACGCCGCUACUGUUUCCGGCAAGUUUCCUUCUACGGUGUGAAAAGUUGUUCAUGCAGCAUAAACGAAUCGGCCAGCUUCCAUCCGUCACCUUCACGAGUUGCUGGCUUGCUGGGUGAGGAAGUGCUCCAGUCACGAAACACGAACCGCCGAAGAACUACCAGUAUUUUCAUGUUUACUUGGAAGCCGUAGGCACUAACAAUGCCGCUCAUAGUGCGCUGAAUCACGUCUUAACUUUACGCUGGAGUUUUUUUAAUGUUUACUGACUAGAGAGCAUGGAAACAAAAAUAAUCUAUUGUUUAGCUCCUUUCAUUGAAAUCAAGAGAGCUAAAAGAAAGGGGAAUACCAGAGGUACCAUCCAACGGAAUGAAAGCGCAGACCUGGCAAAAUCAAUGUGUUCGCACGCUGUCACGAAGAUCUGCAUGUAUUUUUGUCCAUUAAACAACCCGCUUCGAUAGGAGUGUAUGCAUAACAUGCAUGAGCUCGUCUGUCCCGUCUGUUACGAUACUUUGGGGGGCUCUAGCUUAAGUGCUGAAGCUUAUCGCUAGGAACGUGUUUUCACCGCUGGCAACACUGUAGGAAGUGAGGUUGGCGU
Molecule: messenger RNA, 3857 nt
Organism: Toxoplasma gondii ME49
Lineage: Eukaryota; Apicomplexa; Conoidasida; Eucoccidiorida; Sarcocystidae
Product: DHHC zinc finger domain-containing protein
Exons: 5
Coding region: 852-1937 (361 amino acids)
Biological process (GO): protein targeting to membrane; peptidyl-L-cysteine S-palmitoylation
Cellular component (GO): endoplasmic reticulum; Golgi apparatus
Molecular function (GO): protein-cysteine S-palmitoyltransferase activity
Source: RefSeq, a predicted model, not a curated record